Messenger RNA from Capsicum annuum, 1756 nucleotides. RefSeq names its product ureide permease 1. The record is from RefSeq and is a predicted model, not a curated record. NCBI's taxonomy places the organism in Eukaryota, Viridiplantae, Streptophyta, Magnoliopsida, Solanales, Solanaceae. Gene Ontology annotation, cellular component: membrane. Bases 85 to 1491 code for a protein of 468 amino acids. The transcript is spliced from 8 exons. Gene Ontology annotation, molecular function: uracil:monoatomic cation symporter activity; allantoin:proton symporter activity. Gene Ontology annotation, biological process: nitrogen compound transport.
UAUAUAUAGUUUGCUAGAUAAAGUUAACAAGUGUGAGCUAUAUGGCAGUCUCAUUAUGGUCCAUAUGUUUAGGUAUAUACUAUUAUGUACAGUUUGGUCCAUAGGAUUCGGUAUAUACUAUUAUGUACUAUUGCAUGUGCAUAUAAACUCAUUUGCAGUUUGGUUAUCUUGGAGGUUAUAGGAGACAAAGAAAAAAUGGACCAGGAUUUUUUGAGCGUUCCUAAGUUUAUUGAACUUUCAUCUGAAAGGAUCUCUUUGAAGAUGUAUCUGGUGCAGAGUAAAGCUGGUGCUAUAGCUUGUAUGUUAUUUUCUCUGUUCUUCUUGGGGACAUGGCCUGCUCUGCUUACUUUUCUUGAAAGACGAGGUCGUCUUCCUCAACAUACUUACCUUGAUUAUACCAUCACCAAUCUUUUGGCUGCUACUUUCAUUGCUUGUACUGUUGGUGAGAUUGGAAAGAGCACAAUGGAACAACCAAAUUUUUCCACUCAGCUUUCUCAGGUGCAGGACAAUUGGCCAAGUGUCUUAUUUGCGAUUGCUGGAGGACUGGUUCUCACUCUUGGAAACCUUUCAACUCAAUAUGCAUGGGCUUUUGUUGGUUUGUCUGUCACUGAGGUCAUCACUGCAAGCAUUACGGUUGUUAUAGGAACGACCUUGAAUUACUACCUUGAUGAAAAAAUUAACAAAGCUGAGAUUCUUUUUCCUGGCGUUGGAUGCUUCUUGAUUGCUGUUUGUCUAGGCUCUGCCGUUCAUGCAUCCAAUGCAGCCGAUAUCAAAGAAAAACUUGAUUAUUUUUCAAAUGACUCCAAGAAUGGGGUUGGCACAAAAGGUGUUAAUAAUUCUAAACAAACAAAUACAGACACAGUUGAUACGCACGACAUGGAGAAUGGAGUUGCGUCUGAGGUGAAGGCAAAGGCUGGAACAGCGCUUUUCCUUAUAGAAGUUGAGAACAAAAGGGCAAUGAAGGUUUUUGGGAAGAGCACUUACAUUGGUCUGGCCAUUACCUUUUUUGCUGGAGUUUGCCUUGCUCUCUUUUCGCCAGCAUUCAAUUUAGCAACAAAUGAUCAGUGGCAUGCUCUUAAAGAUGGAGUGCCACACUUGAGUGUCUAUGCAACAUUUUUCUAUUUCUCAAUUUCCAGCUCUUUACUGGCAACAAUUUUGAACUUCACCUUCUUGUACCGUCCUAUACUAAAUGCUCCCAAAUCGUCAGUGAUAUCAUAUGUGAACGAUUGGGGUGGAAGAGGUUGGGCCCUUUUGGCUGGACUUUUGAGUGGCUUUGGAAAUGGUCUCCAAUUUAUGGGAGGUCAAGCAGCUGGAUAUGCAGCUGCAGAUGCUGUUCAGGCACUGCCUCUUGUGAGCACAUUUUGGGGGGUAAUAUUGUUUGGAGAAUACCGAAGAUCAUCUGGAAGAACUUAUACUCUUCUUGCAGGAAUGUUGAUCAUGUUCAUAGUAGCUGUUGCAAUCCUCAUGGCAUCUUCAGGGAAACGAAAAUAGAAUAGAACAGAUAUAUUAAUGUUUCUGUACACAUCGGUCACCAUGCAUGCAUACAUCUUAGCUUCUUGUUAAGAGAAGCAAUUCCGGUUCGAGAACAUUCAUUAUAUUAGAGUAGGUAGAAUCAUCUUUUAGCUUACUGCACUUUGUGUUUAUCACUGAAUAAAACCAUCCAAUUGAACUCUUGGUGUCAAUUUUCUGCUGAAUGCCUCUCAAUAUUGAGAAUCUUGUCAUUAAAUAGAAAAUAUUCAAUGAUUACAUCCUUAAA